AUGAACUUCAAGAUGGCAAAAGAGGCACAAAAACUUAGUAUCGAUAUCCCACUACCCCCAACUAAGAUGGGGAUAGUGAAACAAGGGAUAGUGUCUAUUCUUGGAACAGACACUGAAAAAGGAAACAAAGGUGUAGCUGCUUCAAUUAGGAGAACCCUUUCAGCUGAUAUGUCAUCAAAGAAAUGGCUAUCACAAAAUGGUUUCUCUCCUAUGAAGAAAAUUGCUUCCUCAAAAGAACUUGAUGUUCUUGGACAAGAUGAGAUUUGGAGAUCAAUUCAAAAUGGUGGUAACAAAACAUCAAAUGAUGUUUGGAGUUCAAUUUUAACUCAAAAGAAAGAAGAUUCAUCUACACUUCCACCUCCUUAUAUUCAUCCUCUUUUGAAAAAAUCAACUAGCUCUUUAACUGAAAAAAGUCUUGAAAUUUGUACUGAAAGUCUUGGAUCAGAAACUGGUUCUGAAAUUAUUAGCCUUGAUGAUCAUCUCCAAAAACAAGAAGAAGAAGAAGAAAAAGAAGAAUUGUCCCCUCAAACAUUUGAGGAAUUUCCUGUUGUUAAGUUUAACCAUAACAAAAAAACAUCAUCUCCUCCUCUUCCAAAAUCAUUCCCUCCAACUAUUUCUUCCUUGGCUGCAGAGGACAAGCCCUCUGUUCAUAUGCAAUCUCACAGGCAGAAUGGUAGAUUGAUUCUUGAAGCUGUCUCUGUUCCUCCUCAGAAUCAUUUCCGCGCUGAACGCGUUGAUGGUCGCCUUCUUCUCACCUUAAUCACCACUUCAUCAGAAAUUGAAGCAGAGGAUAUUGUACAUCAACAAGUGUUUGACGAAAUUCAACAAGUCGAACACGACGAAACUAAUGAUGAUGAGGAAAAAGGAAAUGAUACAAAAGGGAUGCAAAUUGUGCUUGAGCAAAAAUCAAGAUUGUCAAAUGGGAGAAUGAAUGUGAACACAUCAACAUUGAUGAUGAAACAACUCAUGGGAGUAGGCAAUAAUAAAUGGCCUAACAAGAUGAACAACUCAAUUAAAUUGAUUGAACAUGAAGAUGAAAUUAUCCCACAAAUCCCUCCUCAUCUAAUCACACCUGAAGCAUCUCCAUUCAAUGCCUAUAACUAUUUCUGGAAGAAAAAUCCCAAUCCCACUGUGACAACCAUUGUCAACAGUACUACUCCCAUUGCCAAAAGUACAACAGAGCAGCAAGAUUUGGUAUUAAUGAGAGGAAACAUCAAUUAUUUGGUGCCUAUGUUGAAAGGAUGCAAAGAGAAGAGGAAGUCUCUACUCAUUUGGGAGCCAUAUUGCAUUGCAACAUCCUAAUAAUCAUUAUCAUUACUUGUCUAAUAAUCCUAAUGUUUAAU
This is a messenger RNA of Solanum verrucosum, 1343 nucleotides long. RefSeq names its product protein FAF-like, chloroplastic. The transcript has a single exon. Lineage: Eukaryota; Viridiplantae; Streptophyta; Magnoliopsida; Solanales; Solanaceae. The coding region runs from base 1 to 1302 and encodes 433 amino acids. The record is from RefSeq and is a predicted model, not a curated record.